UGAAUACGCCGCCCCGACACAGGCAGUCUCUCCGCCCCAGUGACUGCCUGGCCCUUCCCUCCGCCAGUUCCGUAUUUCCCUGUGGUCGUCUACGCGCUGUGCCAAGGCGUGCAGACAUGUGAGCGUGUGCGUGAUCACCCAGCGGUAUCUUCGGGAGGCGUUGGAAAUGGAAAUAGUAUUCCCCAAUGAAAUAUGGGAACAUAUAUUGGUUAACCUCCCGCUCAGGGAGCUGCUCACGGCCUCUUGUGUAUGUCGCCAGUGGAGACAUCUAGUGAGAAGACUAUGCCGCCGGCGGUGCCAGGGCCUGCCGCCGCGCCUGCUGGAGGAGCUCAUCCACGAGCAUUGCACGGCGCGCGGCGGCCCAACAGGAAAAGACUCUUGGAGAAGAAACGAGGAGGAGCCAAACUGGCUCGAUGUCGGUCGCAUGUUGAUUCAGACUCAAGUGACGUCACGGGCCGAGGACUGCUGCGUGGUGUCACAGCUGAGCCAGGUCAUUCACCUCGCCGCCGCGGAGAAGUUCGUGGUGGUGGUGACGCGCAACGAGGAGGAGCAGCAGUCGUGCACGCUGAGCCUGGUGUUGGGCUCGGGACGCGUCACCUGCCAAUAUCUAGUCCACGGUAAAGUCAACAAGGUGUGUGUACUGGAGGGCGGCGGGAGACCCUCCGUGCUGUGCGUCAGUGUCAACAAGGAGCUGCUUGGGUUACUCGUGCAGCCCCAGUCACGCGCCCUCGUCCCCAUCACCGUUAGCCCGACCCUCGCGGUGGACUCCAGGCUUUGCUGUGACGGACAAACGCUGGUGGUGUCCCAGCUGGAGGAGGACUACCACCUCUCCGUGUACCGCGCCACCCUACUGUCGGGCCUCGAGCUUGCCUUGCAGUGUCGCAUCCGGACGACCUCGCCGCCAGUCUGCUGGGACCUGUGGAACGGUUUUGUGACCACGAUGAUGCCCAGCGGUCACAUCCACGCGUACACGCUCAGCGGAGCCCUGGUGGCCGAGUCUCCCCUCUACAAGGACCUGCGAUACCCGAACCCGACGCUGCUCUCCCGCGGCCUCGUGCUUACAUCCACCAUCACCUCGCGGACACUCCUCUCCUACUGGCACAUGGACCGUGACCGGGACUACUGGCUGGUGGGGGAGAGCGUCCUCACCAGUUGGGUCCAACGAGGGGCGAACGCCGUGGGCAACACGAGUCCCCACAGUGUGGUCCAACCGGGAGGACGGCCCGGUGACUCUGCUUCCAGAGGGCUUCAGAAGUGUUUUGAAUCCGGCAGCAGUUGCGUGGUGACGCUGGCCAAGGUGAGGCUCGGGGCCGCCGUGCUGCUCGAGGUGACCGUCGUGUACUACCAGCGCGGCCUUGUCUUCUGCGGCACCAGGCAGGGUUACUUGCUGGUGUACAAAAUCCUGGAGGGCUGGUGGGGGCGCGAGGCCGGCCUGAAAUGGGAGGUGCUGGAGACGUGCAUGCCCUCGCUCUGCCUCUCCCUCUCGCGGCGCCCCCUGGCCAGGAUCGCCGCCUGCUUCGUCGAUGCCAUCGUUAUGGUCACCGUGGGAGACAGGGACGGAAACUGCCACAUUGUCUCCAUCCCAACCUCUCUGGCCUCCACGUGAUGGCGGCUGCCGCACUGGCCUGUGGCUCCCUGGCUGUGAAGGGCCGCCUCCCCCCUCCGAAUGCCCCGUCCCUUGCUCUGGGGUACAUAACCUCUUUUUCCCCUUUGACCUGUGAUUUUUAUAGCGUUGAUACCGUUCAAGGACUUCUAACGACGGCACACAGUGAUUCAACACUCACAAUCAUCGACUCGCAUCAAUGAGCAAUUUGUUACCUCGAAAGAGUUUUAUGUUUUUAUCUACCGAGAUAAAUAAAAAAAUAAUAAAACUA
Messenger RNA from Eriocheir sinensis (Chinese mitten crab), 1874 nucleotides. RefSeq lists its product as uncharacterized. The record is from RefSeq and is a predicted model, not a curated record. The transcript has 10 exons. Gene Ontology annotation, molecular function: protein binding. Bases 167 to 1606 code for a protein of 479 amino acids. Lineage: Eukaryota; Metazoa; Arthropoda; Malacostraca; Decapoda; Varunidae.